UUAGCCGGGACUGCUCUGGGUGUUGCGUGUUAAUUUGAUUUACUCCGGGAUUCCGGCUUCCAAGACGCCAUUUUCCCCCCUUCUUGCUCUAUCUCGCUCUAUUUAUCUAUAUCUAUCUAUCAUUUAUCCGCCGAGCUAUCUAUCCCUCCGUCUGUCCGUCCAUCUCCCUCUCUCCGGGUGCCUUCCCUCCUCCUCCUCCCCCCCCCCCCCCCCGCCCUCCUCCCUCUCUGCUCUGCGUGUGCUGCGCGGCCGUGCGCUCCCCUAAUCUGACAGAUGAACACCGCCAUGGGUUUGCCGCAACACAAGCAAAAGCACCUUUGGGGGCUGUGGCGAGGGAUUGAAACCGGGAUCUAAAAGAGAAGAGACACGAAGGGGGGAAAUCCGAGGGAGGAGGAGGAGGAGGAAGAAAGAAGAAGAAGAAGAGGAGGAAGCUGCUAAGAAACCCCCGCUGCCGUUUUGGGGAUAUGGUGGCAGAUUUGGUCUCUUCUAAGCUUCUUGCAGCCUCUGGGCAAUCGGGACGUUGAAUUCGUCGGACAGUUACCAUUCGCUCCCUGGGAUCGUACCUGCCCUUAAUCUCCUCAUCCACUCCCACACUCCCCUUCCCUCUGAUAAAACUCCAGGGCAUUGCGGUACUGCUAUGGAGCCCAGGGAGACUUUGGGCAGCUCCCGGCAAAGGGGGGGCGAGGCAGACUUUCUGCCAGCCACCAUCACCUCCUCGAAGCCUCCACCUGCCUCCAGCUGCACAGGGGAGACGAUGCUGCCUGCGGCGGGCUCGGGGAAAGGGAUCCCGGUGAGUGGUGAGAGGCUGGAGCCUGAAGAAGAGGAUGAGCUGGGUUCUGGGAGAGAUGUGGAUUCCACUUCCAAUGCAGACAGUGAGAAAUGGGUGGCGGGAGACGGCCUGGAGGAGCAGGAAUUUUCCAUCAAGGAGGCUAACUUCACAGAGGGGAGUUUAAAACUAAAGAUCCAGACGACCAAGAGAGCUAAGAAGCCCCCAAAGAACUUGGAGAACUAUAUUUGCCCUCCCGAGAUCAAAAUCACCAUCAAGCAGUCCGGCGAGCAGAAGCUUUCCAGAGCUGGGAAAAAUAGCAAAACAGCUAAAGAGGAGGACAGGUCACACUCCAAAAAGAAGGGAAAAGUCAUUGGAGAUGCAAAACUACUCAUGAGUUGUGGUUGCAGAAAAGGGAAAAAUACUCAAGUGAAAGACUCAGAUCAGAGUCAGAUGAAGAAUUUGGGAAGAGAGUGUGGGUUCCCUGUGCAGAGUCCAGUGACGAAAUCUGUGAACAAGGUUUAUGACAGGCCACAAAAACAUUCUGCUCUGCACUAUGAUCCGGGCCUCCAACAAGACUUCACCGGUGACACCUUAAAAUCAAAGCACCAGCAGAAAAGUAGCAACCAGCACCAUCUUGACUGGUCAGCGAGCUCCGAUACUGGAUCCACUUCUCAAAGUUGCUUCAUCAACACAGAACCCAGUCGAGAAGCAGUUAGUGCCACCAAGGUCCCCACUCCGGAGCCAGGAGUUUCCUUCAGCAAAUCCCAAGCAAAGAAGUCCUGCUCCAGCAGCACAUGGGGACAGCUGUCGGCCAGUAGUAAAGAGCUUGCCAUUUGCAGUGCAGUCCCAUCACCCAACAACAUCAGUGCAGCCACACAGCCAAGCAGCGCCUCUGAGUGCAAUGGACUUUUGCCUCUCGGUGAUCAAGAAGGAGGUGUGCAGCUGGAGGCCUCCGAUCAGCCUGCUGGGAGUACAAAGAAGAAGUCCAGCAAAAAGGACUUGAUAAGUCAAACCAUGCAGACUGCAGACAUUGAAUGGGUGAAGAGUGCUCAGAAAGCAUUUGAGAGCAAAUCCCAUGAUAGCAUGGAAGGGAAAAAGGAGUCUUACUCAAUAGACAGUGUGUUGGAUACGUCACCCUCAAAGCAGAACCCCACUUCUGCUAGCAGUUGUGAAAGUGACACCAGUCACGUGAGAAUUACUAUCCCAAUAAAGUCUCCGACAACCGAUACAUCUGGUCACAAAAGGAAAAAGAGGCAAUCCACAAAAUCUUCCAUGGAGAAAACUAUCCAGGAGAAAAAUCUGCCUUCUGUACUUGCUAUGAGCAGUGAAGCAGCAAACAGGACUAGCUCUCAACCUGAGGGUGGUAAAAAAGAUCUUCGAGCCACAAAGACAGGGAAAGUGAUUGAAAAUGAGUCCCCCUUAGUAACUAUCGACAGCAGUAUGCUCACUGACAAAGCUUCCCCCAACAGUGCUACCAGACUCAGAAAAUCCGUAGCUGUGACAUCCACUCUCCUGCCUACCGAUCUUCCCACAGCUGGCAAAUUAUCUGAGGUCCAGCACCCCAAACUUGCAGCUAAGCGACGAUGGACCUGCAGCAAACCUAAAUCUAUCCUUCGGGAAACCUCCAUGACAACAUCUGAGAAGCUGAUGGUGGAGCCUCCUUCAGCCUAUCCCAUCACACCAUCCAGCCCUCUGUAUACCAAUACAGACAGUCUUACUGUGAUCACACCUAUCAAGAAAAAAAGAGGACGACCAAAGAAGCAGCCUUUGCUCACUGUUGAAACGAUUCAUGAGGGAACCUCCACCAGCCCAGUGAGUCCAAUCAAUCGUGAAUUUCCAGGAACAAAGAAACGGAAGAGGAGACGGAAUCUGGCCAAAUUGGCCCAGAUGGUCCCAGGAGAGGACAAGUCCAUCAGUGAACUCAAGUUUCACAAAAAGGUUGGGAAGCUUGGCGUCUUGGAUAAGAAGACCAUCAAGACCAUUAAUAAAAUGAAGACCCUCAAGAGGAAGAAUAUUCUCAAUCAGAUCUUGUCCUCCUGCUCCAGCAGCAUAGCUCUGAAAGCAAAAGUCCAGCCACCAUCUAGUGCUGGGCCAACCACCAUUGAUGCCAGAUUAGGGAAGCAGAUCAAUGUCAGCAAAAGGGGAACGAUCUACAUUGGUAAGAAACGGGGCAGAAAGCCAAGAGCAGAACUGCAGCCUCAGCCAGAAGAACCUAAGACAGCCAUCAAGCACUCAAGGCCUGUUUCCAGCCAGCCAGAAAACCCAGCAGUGCCUUCCAACCUGCAGUCACUUGUGGCAUCGUCACCAGCAGCUAUUCAUUCGCUUUCGACACAGUUAGUGGGGACUAAUGGCAACCUUAGCCCUGCAAGCACUGAAACAAAUUUUUCAGAGUUAAAAACUAUGCCAAAUCUUCAACCUAUCAGUGCUCUUCCUACAAAAACCCAGAAAGGAAUGCACAGUGGAACUUGGAAGCUGUCUCCACCCAGGUUAAUGGCUAAUUCACCUUCCCACCUCUGUGAAAUAGGUUCUCUGAAAGAAGUCACGCUGUCGCCCGUGAGCGAGUCUCACAGUGAGGAAACCAUACCAAGUGACAGCGGAAUAGGUACAGACAACAACAGCACUUCUGACCAAGCCGAGAAAAGCUCAGAAUCCCGCCGGAGAUACUCUUUUGAUUUCUGCACCCUGGACAAUCCAGAGGCUAUCCCAUCUGACACCAGCACAAAGAAUAGGCAUGGUCACCGGCAGAAGCAUCUCAUUGUGGAUAAUUUUCUCUCUCAUGAGAGUAUUAAAAAGCCAAAGCACAAGAGGAAAAGGAAAAGCCUGCAGAACAGAGAUGACCUCCAGUUUCUGGCAGACCUUGAGGAACUCAUCAAUAAGUUUCAAGUGUUCAGGAUUUCCCAUAGAAGUUACACAUUUUAUCAUGAAAAUCCAUAUCCCAGCAUCUUCAGGAUUAAUUUUGAUCACUACUACCCUGUGCCAUAUAUCCAGUAUGACCCAUUGCUCUAUCUUCGCAGGACCUCUGACAUGAAGUCUAAGAAGAAGCGUGGUAGACCUGCCAAAACCAAUGACACCAUGACAAAGGUGCCUUUUUUACAAGGGUUCGGUUACCCUAUUCCCAGUGGGAGUUACUAUGCACCCUAUGGAAUGCCUUACACAUCAAUGCCUAUGAUGAAUCUUGGUUACUAUGGUCAGUACCCAGCUCCUUUGUACCUGUCUCACACGCUCGGAGCGGCUUCCCCAUUUAUGAGACCUACCGUGCCCCCACCCCAAUUCCAUGCAAGCUCCCAUAUGAAGAUGUCCACCACUGCCAAGCAUAAAGCAAAACACGGAGUGCACCUACAAACACCUGUGGGAAUGGGCCUUGGAGACAUUCAGUCCUCUUUGGCUCCUCCAAAGGUUGGAGGAACAACCCUUUCAAGUGGCCGACUUCACAAAAGGAAACACAAACAUAAGCACAAGCAUAAGGAUGAGCGGAUACUGGGGACACAUGAAGAUCUGAGUGGUCUCUUUGCUAGCAAGUCCACUGGCUUCUCCAGCCAUGUGAUCAAUGAAAGGCUAAGUGGCUCAGAUAAAGAUCUCUCCUUGCUCAAUGAGAAAAGCAAGCAUAAGGAGAAGCAGAAGCACCAGCAUUGUGAAAGCGGGCACAAAGGCUCAAAGAGUAACUUUGAAGUGGAUACGCUGUCUACGUUAUCGCUUUCUGAUGCCCAGCAGUGGACGCAGAGUAAAGAUAAAAGUGACUCAAGCAAUGAUCCCAUUGACUCUUGCACAAAGAGAUACUCUGGUAAUACUGAGAGUAAUGGGAGGUCAGAGUCCCUGGACGUGUUUGGUGAAAUGAAUUCCUCAAGUGAGAAGCGGGACAACGAUGCAAGCGGGAAUAAAAGAAGAAGCUUUGAAGGGUUUGGAACUUACAGGGAAAAGGACAUUCAGCCCUUCAGGACAAAUAGGAAGGAAAGAAGUAGUUAUGACUCUUCAGUCUCUUCAGGAAUUGCAGGUCCCCACUUAAAAGCAGACCAGACUUCACUUCAUAGUAAAAUGGAAAGUUCUGCCUGUAACAUGAUGACCAGAAGGAAACCAGCAGCUGUUGACAGUGUUGCAAUGCCAACUCCAGUAUUAUCUCUCCUACCUUCAUCAGCAGCAACAUCUGAAGCAGCCAACCCACCACUGAAAAAAAGGUUCAAGCGCCGUGAAAUUGAAGCAAUCCAGUGCGAGGUGCGCAAGAUGUGCAACUACACCAAGAUCCUGUCCACGAAGAAGAACCUGGAUCAUGUGAACAAGAUCCUGAAAGCCAAGAGGCUGCAGAGACAAUCAAAGACAGGCAAUAACUUUGUCAAGAAGCGGAGGGGGCGUCCCCGUAAGCAACCUCUCUCCUUUGACGAAGACUCCAGAGACCAAAUGCCCGUUCUGGAAAAAUGCAUUGACCUUCCCAGCAAAAGAGGUCAGAGACCGACACUCAACCCUUUGAUAUUGGAACAAGCAGCCACUCAAGAUACAAUCAUGGCCACCAUUGAGGCUGUCAUACACAUGGCUCGAGAGACACCACCUCCACCACCUCCUCUUCCUCCUCCCCCUCCUCCACCCCCUCUCCCUCUGCCCCGGACGCCCCGGCUUGGGAAAAGGAAAAGCAAGUCCCUGCAGGAGGAAGAGGAGGACAUGAAAGUGAAGCGUCACCGGAAAGGCAGAGGGAGCGAAAGCGAAGGCCUUCCUUAAGGCCAGCGCACCCCGUUGGUUGUUGGGUGCCAGUGGUGGGACAUGCCGGAACUUAGGGGACUGGACACAUGCAGUCCGCUUCGCCCCUGCGGCAGCACCAGACUCACUCAUCCCUUUGGCGGCCAGAACUCAUUUUGGAGAGCUGUGCCAGCCGGGACUCUCAUCUUCCUCUUCAUCACUUUGGCCUCAGCCCCCCCCAAGGAUAGAGGAAGAAAAGGUGUGGAAAAGAAGGGGAUAUAAGGGGGGCAGGGGAUAUAUCAAAACUCGGAGAACUUCUACUUUGUAGAGUUUCCAAAAACUAUUCAGCAUCUCAGUAUUGCUGUUCUCAUACCAUACCUGGAGGAGGGAAGUCGUCCUCGCAGAGAGCUGAACAUUGUCACUAGGGCUGCAUGCUCGACUCCGAUUCUGUUUGGCGGGCCAGGUGAAACUAAGAGUAACCAUACCAUAGCAGAAAUCACUGUAAAAAAGAAAAAAAAAAAAGGAAACAAAAGAAAAAAAAAACAACAAAAAAAUAGUGUAAUUUUCUCAACUGUGAUCUUGGUUAUAAUUUGUUUGAUUUUUUUUUUUUUUUUCCAGUUUUAUAUACCUACCAGGCUUUGGGGCAGCAUAACCCAAAAUGCCUGACUCCUGCUAGAACUAUGUAUUUCUUUCUCAUUUACUUGCCUAGUUACAACUAGCUGCAAUAUAGGCAAUAGAAAAGUAGAGCCUUACACGUGUGCACACUCAUUCAGAGUGCUAUCCCAAGGAACGAUGGAAUAUCACAGCAUUUAAAAUAAGGUGUACAUGGAUAUUCGGUUACAAUAGCAUGUUUCAAUGAAGCAACUUGGCAUUUUCAAUGGCAUGGGAAAAAGGAGUCAUCCAUCAACCAAGUUGUUUUGAUGCUCGGUACAUAUGAGUAGAGAACAGCAAGACACUUCUGGGGAAUAUAGUUAUAGUAAACAUGGACAAAAUCACCAAAAAAAGAAUAUAAAAAAGAUAAAAGAAAAAAAAAAUAAGAGAGAAAAAAAUAGAUUAAAAAGACAGGGCCCAAACCUACAAGUUCUUACCACCUUCAAUUCCCAGUGAAAUUGAUGGGAAACCCAGUAUCCGAAUUAUUUGCAUUGGGUAGCAAUGCCUUGAUAUGUUAUUUUAAAGAAAAUAGAUAAAGUAGAUUGUUUUAAAAAAAAUAGAGAACAAAACCCUAUGGAAAAUAGGUCCUUUCUUGGCAAUUAUUUCUUAAAAAAGAAAAGGAAUAAGUGUUCUUAUCUGAAAAUAAAAAUAAAAAUGUUCAAAGGGUAUCACCACUGCAAUUGUAUUAAUGCCACUUUGGACAUGUUCUCCAAGUUGUGGUUGCCUUAAUAAACUAAAAAAAAAAAAAAUUUUUGUACAUAAUGUAAUUAUAAAGCUCUCAGUCUGCAUGGAUGCAAACUGUGUGUGACAAAUCGUCUCUUUAAAUGGUCAGUUCAAAUUGUACAUUUCUCAUUCGAGUUGUACGUUAGCCAUUGAUUUAACUUGGGUAAAAUACUCAAGUUCCAUUUCCACAGCCCAGUUAAAAUGUUUAACUAAAACAAAGACUGAACAUGAAGCUGUUCCAUUGCAGUAACAAUGCUUUUUAAAAAAAAGAAAGUCAGUUGUUGAAAUCUGAAAUAGGUACUUUCAAAUUUAUUUUAUUUCUUUUUAAAGUCCUUCAGUACACUCAACACCUGGCAUGGCAAGAUGGGUAUUAAAAUGGGAGGGGGGAGGGCAAAUUCCAGCAAGGGAGUGGGGAUUGGAAUUAUUUAAUGUUUCACAAGCCAAUUGCUAUUCCCUUUUUUGAGAAAUUUUUGAACUAGCUUAUUGCCAAGGAAACUGCAAAUAGCACGACACUAAAAUAAGCAAAACAACAAACCCAACAAAAAAGUCCCCACAAAAAAUUCUUGUGUUUCUAUUCUGCUAUUUAUUUACAAAAAUCAUAUGAAGACUAUGGUGUUAAAGGGACACUGUAAACAUACAGCUCAUUAUUUUUAGAGACUGAUUUUUCUUUUGUGAUAGCACCUUAGCUUAUUAAAACUGCAUUGGGGUUUGCAUUGGGGAUGGGGGGAUGGGAGGAAGUGGGGAUUUAUUGAUUUUUUUAAAGGCUGGAACAAAUCUUGAGAUCCUAUCUCCUUAAAACUGAUAAGAGGGAUCACAGAAUUUUGUUUCCAAUUUAUUUUGCAUCAUUCAUCAUACUCAUUUGCGCUUUUUGUUUUCCAAUUAAUGCAGCUUAGAAAUAAACUGGCUGGUUGAUCGUUCUUUUACAACCAAUUUUGCUUUUCAGUUGUCUUGAAUUAUCACGGUGUAAUUGAUGGAAGUUGUAGGCCUGCAGAAAAAAAUGGUUAAGCCUCCUUGAGCUCCUUCCUGCUUCCUUAAAAAGCAUUGGACUGAGGUUUAGUUGAUUCGGAAAUCGUUUUUUUCCAUCUCUCCUUUGGGCCUGAAAGUAGGUGACAGUGUUGCUCAAAAUGCAAGAAAAAC
Chroicocephalus ridibundus (black-headed gull) is the source of this 7945-nucleotide messenger RNA. RefSeq names its product SET binding protein 1 (gene SETBP1). NCBI's taxonomy places the organism in Eukaryota, Metazoa, Chordata, Aves, Charadriiformes, Laridae. Bases 638 to 5476 code for a protein of 1612 amino acids. Gene Ontology annotation, cellular component: nucleoplasm. The transcript has 7 exons. Gene Ontology annotation, molecular function: DNA binding; histone H3K4 methyltransferase activity. Gene Ontology annotation, biological process: regulation of DNA-templated transcription. The record is from RefSeq and is a predicted model, not a curated record.